Molecule: messenger RNA, 11577 nt
Organism: Scylla paramamosain (green mud crab)
Lineage: Eukaryota; Metazoa; Arthropoda; Malacostraca; Decapoda; Portunidae
Product: mitogen-activated protein kinase kinase kinase 11-like
Exons: 15
Coding region: 640-4227 (1195 amino acids)
Biological process (GO): protein phosphorylation; signal transduction
Cellular component (GO): cytoplasm
Molecular function (GO): ATP binding; protein kinase activity; protein binding
Source: RefSeq, a predicted model, not a curated record
UGUAUGUCUAGAGCCCGCGGGGGGAUGACGUGACGCCGGCCUUCCUCACUAAUUUAUCGAUUCCACAUCUAUGACGCCCUGUACCAGAUAUUUGUGGCUCGCGAGGCUCAUGUGCAGUGUUCCCUUAGUGAAAUAAGAGCCACAGUGAGGGAGGAGCCGCACUGUGAAAUGAGUGUGUUAGGAGAGUGAGGGAGAGGUGAGGGUGUUGUGUGUGUGUGUGUGUGCGUGUGUGUGUGUGUUUGAAGGUUGUGAGAGGUGAGAGGUGAGGGUGUGUAUAGUCUUUUUAAACCCCCUCAUCACCUGAACCUUCACCCAAACCUAACCUAACCUCAUUGCAAGAGAAGGAGCGAACCAGAAAAGAGAGAAGUGAAAAGAAAGAACGAAAAAAAAACAAAAAAAAAACAAACAAGAGGUCAAGUUUACACACAGGGUCACACUCCCCAACCACCACCACCACUACCCCUGCGAUGCCCCCGUCAGCGCUGCCCGUGGGACCCCAGUAACCACACCCCAUGACCCGCGGGGAGUUGGGUGGCGGUAGCAGUGUCGGGGACUGAUGGGUUGGGGGCGGAGUACCCGGGGGGCGGCAGGGGGAGCUCGUCACAAGGCCUCGUCCCCUAGGUAGGGUCACACACCCCCAUGGAGAACAAGAAGAAGAGAGGCGGCGCUGUGGAGAAUGGAGACACCUUUCCUUGCCCCAAAGCCCCGCCCCAGCAUCCCCCGCCCCCCGCCCCGCCGCCCCAGAGCCCCCAGGCGGCGGCGGGUCAGCCCAGUCUGUGCACCAUCUUGUAUGACUAUGAGGCGCAGGGAGACGAUGAAUUGAGCCUACGUCACGGGGAGGUCAUCGAGGUCUUGAGCCGUGACGUAAAAAUUUCUGGUGACGAAGGAUGGUGGACUGGCAAGAUAAACGGCAAGGUCGGCAUCUUCCCCUCGAACUUCGUGCAGAACGUACGAGACCUGGAACCGGUGGAGAUAGACUUCAACGAGCUGGGUCUGGAGGAAGUCAUCGGGGUGGGGGGCUUCGGGAAGGUGUAUAGGGGCACUUGGAAGGGUCAGGAGGUGGCGGUGAAGGCGGCGCGGCAAGACCCAGACGAAGACAUAAGCGUUACUAUAGAAAACGUGAGGCAAGAGGCCAAGCUGUUUUGGCCCCUAAAGCAUGAGAAUAUUGUGGCACUGAAGGGCGUGUGUCUCCAGGAACCCAAUCUGUGUCUGGUGAUGGAGUAUGCCCGGGGCGGCUCCCUCACGCGGGUGCUGCAGCAGAGGAAGGUCAUUGGGCCCUCCGUGCUCACCGACUGGGCCAUUCAGAUCGCCAGGGGCAUGAAUUACCUUCACAGUCACGCCCCUGUUAGGAUUAUUCACAGGGAUCUUAAGUCGUCUAAUGUACUUUUGAGCGAGAGCAUUGACAACAACGACCUUCAGUUCAAGACUCUCAAAAUCACAGACUUUGGCCUGGCGCGGGAGGUUUCCAAGACUACCAGGAUGUCCGCGGCAGGCACCUAUGCUUGGAUGGCACCAGAAGUUAUCAAGACAUCCACUUUCUCUAAGGCAUCGGAUGUGUGGAGCUACGGGGUGUUACUGUGGGAGCUGCUGACAGGCGAGUCUCCCUACAAAGGCAUAGACACGCUGGCCAUCGCGUACGGAGUGGCCAUGAACAAGCUUUGGCUGCACAUCCCCGCCACUGUGCCUGAGGCGUGGAGGAAGCUCAUGAAAAGUUGCUGGGAGCUGGACCCCCAUGCACGCCCAACCUUCAUCGACAUCCUGAAGAAGCUGGACGAGAUUAGUCGCUCUAAUUUCACGCAGACGCCACACGACAGUUUCCACACCAUGCAGGGACACUGGAAGCUGGAGAUUGAGGAAAAAGUCAACGAGAUAAGGAUGAAGGAGAAUGAUCUCCGGUGCAGGGAGGAGGAGGUCCGACGCACGCUGGUGAAACAGAAGCAGAUCGCGGAGCAGCUGAAGAAGAGAGAACAAGAGCUACACAACAGAGAGAUGGAUUUACUGCAGCGGGAGAUCUCCAUCGCCAUCCAGCAGUCCUCUAAGCCAACACCCAAGAAACGCAAGGGGAAAUUCAAGAAGAAGCUGCUCACCAAAUCACACCAGAUCUCCGCCCCAUCAGAUUUCCGGCAUCACAUCACAGUGCAGCCAACCGCUGGUGUUGUUCUUAACCCCACAAGCCCUGACAGCCCGCCAGGCUCCCCUAACCUGCCCAGACUGAAGGCCAUUGCAUUAUGCUCACUAGAAAACCUGCCAUGCCAACCUAGCAUACUUUGUAAUAUUUUAAAGUACCAAAUACCAGCAGACGGCGUGAAGGGCAAGACUUGGGGGCCCAGCACAGCACACCAGAAGGAACGCGGCCACAUCAUCCCACACCACCACGACACCAAUCAGAAGCGCUGGAGUAAGUCUGCACCCAAUCUUGAGAAGCCCCUGCGGCCCAUCCCGUACUCCACCACCAUGAUGGGCCUCAACCAGAUCACAGCGUACGGGCCAGAGAUCGCUGGCAAUGGAUAUUACUACAUGCCAGAGUCAGCACAGGAUGACUGGCAAGCCAUCUUGGACAUUACUGAUUACAGUGGUGUGGAGGACGGUGGGGGCCUGAGUGGCAAGCCAGUGCCCCUGCGUCCCCUGCCGGUGCCCACCCUGUAUAACGGCACCACACCAGAGACCAAGGGGCAGCUCCCAAAGUUCUCGCCGCUGGAGCUCCUUGUGUACAAUAUUGCGGCAAUGCUGGCGAGCGUGGCGGCCGGCUAUGACGUGCGGCUGUCCAACGUGACAGCCGUGCAUCCCAGACUGCUACCUGUCAAGCCACAGGAGGAAGACUCAGACUACCAGCAGUGGUUAGGCUUGACAGAGUAUGAAUUCUCCUCCCCCUCCGGCUAUGCACAUAACACCUACCAUGGCCCUUCUCGCCAUGCCCGGCCUGCCCUGGUGCUGGAACCCAAGCCACUGCGGUUCACCGACUCCCCACAGCAUUUUGUGAGUGAUCCCGGGGCCCUACCUCCUGCCCAGCACCCAACAAGGAGAAAGUCUUCCUCUGCUAGUAAUGACAGUGAGCAGCAGGUGACAAGCUACAGCAGCAGCCAGCGUCCCUACAUCCCCGGGCCGGCAGACUACAUCCGGCCGGACUAUCGCAGCGACCAGAUGCUGGUAUGGGGGCCGGUGGGAGGGGAGCAACACGCUGCAGCCCCCACCUCCUCCUCCUCCUCCUCCAAGGUGCCCCCGCUGUCCCCCAAGCCCGAGGCGGAGGUGUACCGUAGUGAGGGGCACUACGCACAGUACUCCAUCGAGCACCGCGGGGAGCCCCUGGGGUACUACUACAGCAGCCAUGGGGCGCCGCCGGAGUACCUGGCCAGUGUGCAUUAUGAGCAGAGGGUGUACCCACCCUAUGUCAUGCGGCACGCAGCAGCAGCAGCGGCAGCGGCAGCCGGGGUGGAGGGCGGAGGAGGAUACCACGCAUAUGACAACCCCUCCACCUCAGUGUCUUCCUCCUCCACCUCCACCAACCCCCACACCCCCUCCAGGCUCAACCUGCACCACCGCCGCACCCCCUCCUCCGUCUCCAAUGCCUCGUCCUCCUCCUCCAACAUCAACCCCUCCUUCAAGCUGGAGGACGAGGGGGACAGCUCGUACUCCACACCCACACACCGCAGCGGCCACCUGGAGCUGCAUCCUGGCCCCGCCCCGCCACCCCGCGUGUCCCGCCAGAACUCCCACGACACGGAGCGUUCCUCGGAUCGGCCCGGCUCCCUGGACUUGCCGCGACACCACCACACUCGCUCCUCCCUCAGGAAGUACAACUACUCCCUCGGCCGGAGCUCCCCCAAGCCCCGGAGUGGGUCAGGGGGCUCCGGGGGCGGCACCCCCACCAACCCCACCCCACCGGACAGCAUGACCAGUGAGGACAGCAGCUAUGUCAGCGCCCCGGAUGUGUACUCCACCCUCUCUGGUGGCUCAGGGGGCAACUCCACGGGGCGGGUGAGGUUCUCACCAGCCACACAGGUGCUGGAGGGCCUGGUGGGGCGCCACACUCUGCUGGACAUGCCGGUGGAGGGGCAGAGCCAGGACACCACCGUGCCACUGACUGCCGUGCGCCAGGCCAUCCGCCAGCAGGAACAGCAGAAGCAGGCAGGCCACCAUCACCCUCACCACCAUCACCACCACCACCACUUCUCCCACCAAUCCAACUCAUGGACGGCCUUCGAUGAUGGGAGUGACGAGAGAUUGUAGCGCCCCGCGGGGCAGGUGGGAGGGCCGGCGCCGGCGCUGCCUUGGCGCCCCGGCCCCGCACGGCCCCCUCGGCCCAGCACAGCCUGAGAGUCCUGCAGGCUGCAGUGCUGAGUGCCUGAGGGAGAAGGGAGGGCUGGGGCAGGGGAUGUGAGGGCCGCUGUGGUCCUGCUCCUUGGCCGCCGCCGCCCCGAGCCUCAGCCGGCGCGGCCAGGCUGGCCAAACCGGCGGUGUACAUAGUAGUGGUGUCUAGUUAUUUCUACUAGGUCAGAAUUGAUAUAAUUCCUAUGAAGUCACAACUACUGUGAUCCUUGGGCAGCCUUUGUGUAACACUUCACCUGCAGCAACAGGAAGCAGCAGCAGGUGGCAGCAGCAGCAGCAGCAGCAGCAGCAGCAGCAGCAGCAGCAGCAGUAGGAGGAGGAGGGGCGGCGGCACGUCACGACCCAAGGCAGGACACUGUUCACUGUUCUGGCACUACCAUUGCUUCUUCACCCCAAGACUGUGUGUGUGUGUGACAACAAAACGCAAGGUGGCGGCCUUGCUGGCGUGGUGCGGCUGCUGCCGCUGCUGGUGGGGAGGCUGUGAGGACCCGGCGUGCAAUACCCUUGGUAGUCAGGAGGCAGGGGGCGAGAGGCCUGCUGGGGGGUGGCCUGUUAUGGCUUUGUGUCAGGCCUUCACUCUGACGUCUGUUAAGAGCUGCCUGUCCCUUUUGAUGUGUUUUAGCCUUGAAUCUGUUGUAGGUGGGCUGCCCAUCUUUUUAAUGUAUCUUAGCGAGGAAUUUGUUUAGGAUGUGCCAUACGAGAUGCCAUGUUCUACUAGUGCCUGUUUUAAAAGUAGUAUUUUCUCCCUUUAUUAACAGUGAUCUCUAGGAAAUUUGGUAGACACUUUCCUUUAGAGCUGAGUUUUUUGUAAGGUUUAAAUUCCGUUAUCAUUCCUGACCAAGGUUUUGCUCCGGACAGACGAGGAGAGCGGCAGUGGCGGCGGUGACCCGGUGCCACAGGGCACAUGGGGCGCCCAGCCAGCCAUGCCACAGCUGACCAUGUAGCCUUGCCUGCAACCCAGCCUCAGUGCACGCAUGUAUGCACACACACAGACAAACAGACACCUGAUUGAAAUAACGUUUACUCACACAUACACACACUCACUUGAUUGAAAUACACACACACACACACACACACACACACACACACACACACACACACACACACACACACACACACACACACACACACACACACACACACACACACACACACACACACACACACACACACACACACAACCAAUGGCCUUCCUGGUUAGUGAGUGGAGUGAGUGAGUUAAGUAACUGAGCACGGACGCAUCACACUGACUAGUAGCAGAACAUAGUAGGUGCUUGAUGUGAUGCCAGGCGUUAGCUGAGCCACUCGUCUGUGAUGCUACUACUACUACUACUACUACUACUACUACUACUACUACUACAACAGGGGGUCAGGAAGGCUGGUAGGGCGAUAGUCUUGAUAGUCUUCCUGUUGGUUCAGUCUUCACUCACUAUCUUAUCCCCCACUCAAAAAGUUCUUUGCAUGAUCGAACGCCUCCCAGAUUUGUCGGUCGGGCACGGAUGAUGUUGAUUUUAUUUUUGUAUUUAUGGAGGAGUGGAUUAGCCCUGUAGUUAGACGGUUUUGAUACCCAAGUGAGAGGAGGAGGAGGAGGAGGAGGCGCAGCGAGAGUGAGCCUGCAGGGAGGUGUUGAGCACAUAACAGUCUGGUUCACUCUUGGUUUGAUCCUGCUUGCCCUGCCCUGUCUUGCUACACCGCCAGACACUUGGUAUAUCCCUCAUGCAAACACUCACACACCAGCCACCACCGUUCAUUUCACCAACCCUGCCAAGCCUAACGCGCCACGUCCCCACCACAAGACAACCCGAUCACCACAUAGAACAGUAGAUGAAAGCUGAAUGACGGCGUAAAGCAUGAUAUAUAUAAAUGAAAAAAAUAUAUAUAUACAUAAACAUAUACUAUACAUAUAAUAAUGACCUUGUGGAUAAUCUGUUUUCCUUUCCGAACUUGAUAUAUUUACCUUAAUGAAUACAAGUUCCUAUAUCCAAGGCCAUGUAUCGUUAACAGUACUAGACCAGGUGGCGGAGGGGGGGAGGGAGGAGGCCAGCGAGACACCCACCUGCUCAGGAGAGGUUGGUCAACGUAGACACCCCUCACUGUGCAUCUCAGUAAUCACCACAGCUGUUAUAAGGACCAUUGUUGUUGUUGUUGUUGUUAUCACUGUCAGAGCAGCGCCACCACCACCACCACCACCCAGUCAGUGUGUCAGCCGAGGGUGCCAGUCAGCGUGUGGUGCCAGGAGGCCGUGGUGUGCCGUGGUGAAUGCUUGACUCGCUCCUCAAGCCUCCAGUAUUGCAUUCCGCUUGUUUCCACAUCUUGCGUCUCGCCUUGAAACAGCUUACUUCCAAAUGUCUGCCAUUUUCUCCCUCCCCAAGUAAUUUAUUUUGUGUCAUUAGUUCCAGGAGUUACUCGACGAUAUAGACAAUAUGGAACGUAAGAAAGAGCAAUAAUAUUGGUUCUCUCUCUCUCUCUCUUGACCCGUAAGAAAGGUUCGUUGUCUUAAGAAUGGUUCGUUCUGUUAAUUCCGUUCUGUACUGUCGAGGCUGAUGAUGUAACAGUGAGUGCAUCAUUCAGGCCUGUGCUGUCACUGGUUGAUCACUGGGCAGGUGUGGCAAAACACAGUGUGACGCACCAGCACAGCCCUGAGGUCCCGUGCUUCUGGUGGAGGGCUGUGGAGGUGGACCAGAUGGCAGAGGACUUGUUUCCUGACAAUAUCCAUCACGGAGAGUAAAAAAACCUGACCCUUGAUGCAUCACCCAAACCUGUGAUGCCCUGGACUUGACUCACCACUCGCUGUGGAGGGAAGGAAGCUUGGAGUCCUGCAUUGCAAAGAGGAAUGACUGAAGAAGGCAGCUUGGAGGGUGGCAAGGACUACUGUUGUCUCAGGAAUGGCCGUGCACAGGCAAAGAUAGCGUACUACUAGAAAUGUUUGAAGGAGAAGCUACAUGCAUAUCCAAAGAAGAUUAUUGAUUAUUUCCCCUUUGGCCAGAUAUUGGAGUACAGUGCCUGGUGAUGGCUACACUUAAUACUCCAGUUAAUUCCCUAGAUUCUCUUUAUUUGAGGAGGAAGAGAGGAGGAGUUAAGAAUGAAGGGCUUAGGAGCAGGGAGGUCAGCUUGUCCUAUCCUACACCUUUGUCCCUUGCGGCUGCAGGGUGUACCAUAGAUGAUGAGGAGUGGAGUGGUGUGUUGCCCUCCUCUGGGUUCCCUUGUGGUUCCCAGGGUUCCCUCAACACAUCCUCUGCAGCAUCCCUGGCAGUGUUGUGAGGAGGAGGUCUGGUGAGGAUUGCAAGUAGCCACAAGGCAGGAGUGUGGUCGUGUGUCAGUCAGUUACAAAUAAAACCUUUUCACGUUUAGUCUAAUCUGAAUGUAAUUUCUUCCGAGGAUACUCAGCCUCGUGUGUGUGUGUGUGUGUGUGUGUGUGUGUGUGUGUGUGUGUGUGUGUGUGUGUGUGUGUGGCAUUAACACUUGUGCCUCUCUCUCCACUCUCGCACAGACAUGCUCGUUAACAUUAUCUAAUCCUCUGAGUUAGUUGACCGUCACUAACAUAACCUUCCCUCUAUCUUUCUUUUGUAUUGAUGGUGAGGUGCGUGGAGGCAGUCGGGGUGUGUGUGUGAUGGUAUGCACUCUGCUGUGCCGGACUGACUGUGGCCGAGUGUACCUGUCAUGCCUGGGCUGUGGAGUGACAGGGGCAUGACUGGGAGUUCUCUUGGUUAGUGGUAACAUUCCUUGACGCUGGGGUAGCCAGUGAACUGUGAAGUGUGUGUGUGUGUGUGUGUAAGUUAUUAUAGUCCUGCUCCUGUGCCAGAGUUGACCAGAAAUAGUGUUGAGCUUAAUGAAACAAAACCAAUCUCAUGUUUGCAGGGGAACAGUAAUUGCUCAUUGUCAACCAAAUAUACUUUGUGACAAGCGAGAUAUCAACUUGUCGAGAGUCAGGCAAGGAUGCUUUUCACUGAGCUGUGUGAGUGAGUGUGUAAGAGAGAGAGAGAGAGAGAGAAUGAGUUGAGCACCACACUCACACAGGAGCCAAGGCACCAGCAGUCUUUUUCAAUCAGUAAUAAUGCAAAGACAAUAAUUGAGACUAAGUGUUUAUACUGUAAGAAGAAUAUUCCUGUUAGGUCUGUGAAAAUGGAUAGGGAAGAGGAGGAGGAUGAGGAGGAAGAGGAGGAGGAGGAGAAGGAGGCGGCGGCUCAUUUUCCAUACCCAGCAUCGUGAAGGGGGGAGGGAGGGAGGGAGGGUGGGCGGGCAGCAGCAGUAGCAGUGGGGUGUGUUUGUGAUAUAAACUGAUUCUUCUUCCCAGUGACGCUGUUUGUGGGAUAGUUAAACACAGCCUUAUUUUGUCACUCACGUACACAACUCAAAUUGUGUAUUUUUAAAAGAAACCACCAUUAGAUGACUGGGUAUUGUAACUAUAUUAUGAUGACUACUACUACUACUACUACUACUACUACUACUACUACUACUACUACUACUGUACUACUACUACCAUUACUACUACUACUUUGUGUCAAGAAAAGGAAAAUAUAUGUAAGAGUUCCUGUAACAAAGUCCCUAAUUGUAUUUUGUGUAAACUCUAAUCUGUUCUGUUAAUUUGAGGUGUUGAGAGAAGAGAGACUAAAACAUUCACCAAAAAUAGAAAAAAAAGUCAAGAACCAGCUGGGAAAAAAAAAAAACAUAUUGUAUAUCCAGGAACCAGUGCCCAUUAGUUAGUACAUUCCUUGCAGUGUUUCUAAUAUUGUUCAUUUGUGAGAACUGAUGCACACACACACACACACACACACACACACACACACACACACACACACACACACACACACACACACACACACACACACACACACACACACACACACACACACACACACACGUACGUUUUUCUCCCUCCCUCUCCUCCCUUGCCCCCCCAUGUGAGUGAUGGCACGGGGCUGUGGCAGGGAGGAGGCUGUGGAGUGUUGAAUGUACAGGGAGAAAAAUGUGUACUGGUGUUUGUUGAAUAGAUAGUAAUAUUUUUGUUUCUUUGUUUGUUUGUGUGUUAGGAGCACCAUUCUAUCUUGUGCUAUGUAAUGCCACUGACUUGUAUGAUCAUGUGGUGUGUAUUCUGGCCUGUGUGUGUUGAUGGAAAGGAAGGAAUAAUGUGAAGAAAGUGUCGAGAUAGUAUUAUUUUUUUGUCAUUUCAUUGUUCAUUGCCAGACUAAGAUGGAACAAUAAGUAUGUGUUUAUUUAUUUAUGUAUUUAUUUUUUUCAGUGAAUUUCAUCAUUUGUUGUUUUAUUGAUAUUGAAAAUAUAAAGGAAUAAUGAACAGAAAAUCUUAAGACACUAAUGUUUCUUGUCAUGUCGACGUUUUGGCCACUCAGUGCAGAAACAGAAUGAAACGACGUGUGUGUUUUUCUCAGGCAGUGUGUCAGUUGGUGUUUAUUUUGACUACAAUAUUUUUUUACGUACAAGAUUUUUUUCCAGUCACAUUAUUAUUACCAUCAUCGUCAUCACCAGGGAAAUGUUACAGCGAUCUCGAGAGUGCUUCCGUCAAGAGUGUAUGUGUGUGCGAGUGUGCGUGUGUGCUUGCCAAACCUCCCCUGUGAGUGUAACAUGUCUUUUGUGAGAGUGUAGGCAUGUGUAGUGGGAGUGUAGCCACGUUCUGAGAGAGAGUUUUGUGGGAGUUUUCAAGCCAUGUCUAAGUAGCGAGAGGACAGACGCACAUGUGACCAAACAAAACGAAGUGAGGAGUUUUUGCAGCCUUGUCUUGUGAGAGUAAACAAAACAAGUGAGGGGAGAUUUUUAAGCCGCGUAGUGAGAGCUUACCCAUAUCUUGUGAGGAUAUAACCAUAUUUUGUGACAGUACAGGUAUGUUUAGUAACACCACACUAAACAAAGUGAGCGUGGAAACCAAAUCCGUUGAAAAAAUAAACACAUCUACCUGACCAAGCUGUAAGACCCACACCUCACCUGCUGUGCCCUGGGUGAGGCUGGGUCCCCUUCCCUCCCCUCCCCCACCCACUCUCCGUCUCCCCUCAGUGCUCCAUCAUGUGGCAGGCUGGGGGGAAGGAUGGUGGUGGUGGUGGUGGUGGUGGUGGUGGCUGCCCGCUCCCCCUCCUCCCUCCUUCCCUUCCCCCCCAGCCCCAUUCACCAGCUGGGUCAGUCUCCGCAGGUCAAUACAUUCCAGAUAAUAUCAUUCCUCGUUUUUAUUCUCAUUUUUUUUUCUAUUCUUUUUUUCUUCCCAGAUGUAAUUUUUUUUUUCCUUUUCGUUUCGUUUUCUUUCUCCAGUUUCUUUCCUUUCAUAUUUAUUGGUCUUUCUCCCUUCCAGAUUUAUUAUUCCUUGUUUUUUAUUUUCAUUUUUCUCUUUUAUUCUCCUAGAUUUAUUUAUUUUUUUUUUCUGCUUUGUUUCCUUUCCUCCCAUAUUUAUUACCUUAUUUUAUCUCUCUUCUCCAGAUUAAUAAUGUCUACAAUUUAUUUACUCUCUUUUAUCCCAUAUUUAUUCCUCUCCAUUAUUUCUUACCGUUUAUAAUUAUUAUUUCACCUUUAUCCCUUUCUCUUCUUCCUUUCCUUAUUCUAUUUCCUUAUCAUCAGAUUUUCUUUCAUCUUCAUCUUCUCAUAUUUUUUUCUUAAUUUUCCAUUGUGUCUUCAGUUUUACCUUCCUUUUCUCCUCCUCCUCUUCCUCUUUUUUUUCUUCCUCUUUAGUUUUUUCUUCUCUUCCAUGCUUUCCUGUCUCCAGAUUCCCACUAGGAGCCUUAAGAGUGUGUGUGUGUGUGUGUGUGUGUGUGUGUGUGUGUGUGUGUGUGUGUGUGUGUGUGUGUGUCAGUGUAUCAGUCAGUUUAGAAAAAAAAUUAUAAACUUUUAACAGAAAUUUUCAAGUCCUUGGAGAAUCAUUCAGUAGUUAAAAGCAAUCAGUCAGUCAGUCAGUGAAGUGAUAAAAUGGCUCAGGAACAAUACAAAUAACAGCUUAAUUAAUAGUGACGUCAGCAGGUAGUGUGUGUGUGUGUGUGUGUGUGUGUGUGUGUGUGUGUGUGUGUGUGUGUCCAGUCAGUCAGUCAGUUUUGAGAGAAGUAUAUCACCCCCCCCUCUCCUUCUCCUCUUUUUUAUUAUUAUUAUUAUUAUUAUUAUUAUUUGUUUUAGUGUCCCUCCUUCCCCUCUUACAUUCCUACCUAUAAUCAAAAACUAACCCCUCACAGCACUCUCUCUCUCUCUCUCUCUCUCUCUCUCUCUCUCUCUCUCUCUCUCUCUCUCUCUCUCUCUCUCUCUCUCUCUCUCUCUCUCAGUUUU